Messenger RNA from Drosophila montana, 1656 nucleotides. Its product is annotated as neurotrophin 1-like. NCBI's taxonomy places the organism in Eukaryota, Metazoa, Arthropoda, Insecta, Diptera, Drosophilidae. The transcript has 3 exons. The record is from RefSeq and is a predicted model, not a curated record. Bases 238 to 1563 code for a protein of 441 amino acids.
UCUCGCGUCUCUCUCUCCCUCUCUCUCGCCAGCGAGAAAAAAGCUGCUGUAGCGGCAAAUAAAGGCGCGUGUGAAAUCUGUGAAAAUUUGCCUUCGAAACAAAAUCAACAACUAGAUGAAGAAGAAGCCAACAUAAAAAGUGAAAAGAAAAUUAGUGAAGAAGUUCGAUUGCGGUUCUCAGGAAAAAUAUAAACGGGGCUAAACAUUAAGCCGCAGAUCCAAAGCGAACGAGCGAAAAUGAAAGCGGGCCGCGCUUUUGGCUGCCUCUUCUGGGCGUUGCUCUAUUGUGUGCUGUAUUUGGAUUUGGUCAGCGCCAGCGAGGAUGAGUUGCUGGACUUUGAUUUUGCCGACGCCACCGAAACGGACGCCAGAGCCAACAUCGAAGACUGGCAGCUGGCCGCCGAUGAGCAGCAGGCACAGCAGGCGGAAAAGAAACUGGAAGACAAUAUGCUUGACUUUAGCGUGGACCUGGACGAACCGGAGCCGGAGAAGCAGCUGCCCCAGUUCGACUGGCGCGAAAGAGUGCUGCGCACAGCCCUGUCCAAGGCUCUGACGGAUCGUGUGCUGCGCCAGAAAUUUGCCGAAGUGAUGCCCAUUCUGCGCGUGUUGUCCUCGCAGCAGCGCCUGGCACUCUCCGCCCUCAUCUCGGCGCAAAUGAACGCCAAGCGCGGACACGAGCUGAAGCUGGAGCAGGUGCGCAUGAUGUUUGGCGACGACCGGAAGCUGCUGCUGCCCGUUGUCUACGAUCUGGCCAAUCUGGUGAAGAGCUCGGCCCGCAAGUACAUCCGGCUGGGCAACGAGCUGGCGUCUGCGGCGCUGCGCCAAACGCCGCUGCAGAAGCGCAAGGAUAUGCUUACCUUCGAGGAGUCCGAGCAGGACGACAGCGUGGGCACCAUCGAUGUCAGCGCCCAGCCAAGCCAAGAGCCGCCGGCCAGCUCGCUGGAGGACUUCUUCGAAGAGAUGCAGGCGGAGGUGCUCGAUCCGCAGAUGAUCAACGAGGCGCUCCAGUCAGCCACGCCUACGGCUGCGAAUCGGACCCGGCGUGUGCGUCGCACGGCGAACGAAUUUGUGCACAAGCUGACGCGCUCGGUGCCCGUCUCGGUCAGCGAACAGCAGCUGCUGGGCGGCGCCGCGGGACGCACCAUCAAGCUGAAUACAACGGUCUUUCAGCAGCCGCCCAGCGGUGCAGCUGCCAGCACAGAGCCCAGCCCCACCCAGUCGUAUGAGCAAGUCGAAGAUCUCGCCCUAGCCGGCCUGAAUGGCACCGAGCUGCCGCCCAAUGCAGACGAACGUCUCUAUCAGCUGAACAACGACAACAGCAGCAACAGCAGCGCUGAGGAGCCGCUGCCCAGUCCCGAGGAGCUCAUUGCGGGUCCGCGCUAUCGACGACCCGGCGCCAAGCUGCCGGCCAUCAAGCGGAAGCGCGUCCAGAGCUCAGUUUACAGCCGCGGCCGGCCAAAGAGCGCGGCCAGCUCGCACAGUCCGGUGGUGGCGCCGCCGCACAAGAAAUGCGAACGCUUCACCAGCAAUAUGUGCAUCCGCACCGACGACUAUCCGCUGUAAGAUCCACUUAGUUAGCCGGCUUUUGGUGCCCUUACCCGGGUUGUCUAGUGUAGUACGAAUUUUUAGCUUAAAUAAACGUAAUUUAUUUUGUUC